CUUGCAGUAAAGGUGCUGGCUCUUCCGCGGGGUGUAAGCUGGUACCAGAGAGGCUGCAAGUCUCUCUUGUCUGGGUGUGUGAGGCUGGACUGAACUGAACCCAGAGGUAAGACGCAGCAGCUGUCAUGUCUCGAGGGAUCCUUUCUCCACCUGCGGGCUUGCUCUCUGAUGAGGAUGUUGUUGUCUCGCCCAUGUUUGAAUCCACAGCCGCAGAUCUGCGGUCUGGGAUGCACAAAGAGCUGCUCUCAGACUCCUCUGACAUCUUCACCUCCCUGGAGGACAGGCAACAGGUUCCUUGUGAGAACAGUACAGAGAAGGUAAAAGUGUACCUGAGGGUCAGGCCCUUGUUACCUUCAGAACUGGACCGACAUGAGGAUCAGGGUUGUGUCUGUAUUGAGAAUAUGGAGACUCUUGUUCUACAAGCACCUAAAGACUCAUUUGCCCAGAAGAGCAAUGAACGGGGCAUUGGCCAAGCCACCCAUAAGUUCACUUUUUCUCAGAUCUUUGGGCCAGAAGUGGGACAGGCAUCCUUCUUCAAUCUGACUGUGAAGGAGAUGGUAAAAGAUGUGCUUAAAGGACAGAACUGGCUCAUCUAUACAUAUGGAGUCACCAACUCAGGGAAAACCCAUACAAUUCAAGGUACCACCAAGGAUGGAGGAAUCCUGCCCCGGUCCCUGGCUCUGAUUUUUAACAGCCUCCGAGGCCAGCUUCACCCAACAGCUGAUCUGAAGCCCUUGCUUUCCAAUGAGGUGGUCUGGCUAGACAGCAAGCAGAUUCGACAAGAGGAAAUGAAGAAGCUAUCUCUGCUAAAUGGAACCUUCCAAGAGGAGGAGCUGUCUACCUCCUUGAAGAGGAGUGUCUACAUUGAAAAUCGGAUGGGGUCAAGCACCAGCUUUGACAGUGGCAUUGCUGGGUUCUCUUCCACCACACAGUUUACCAGCAGUAGCCAGCUGGAGGAAACGAGUCACCAAUGGGCACAGCCAGACACUGCUCCAGUAAGUGUCCCAUCAGACAUGCGCUUCUCCAUCUGGAUCUCCUUCUUUGAGAUAUACAAUGAACUACUCUAUGACCUGUUAGAACCACCUAGCCAGCAUCGGAAGAGACAGACCCUACGUCUGUGUGAGGAUCAAAAUGGCAAUCCCUAUGUGAAAGAUCUCAAUUGGAUUCAUGUUCAAGAUGCUGAGGAAGCUUGGAAACUGCUGAAAGUGGGUCGUAAGAACCAGAGCUUUGCCAGCACCCACCUGAACCAGAACUCUAGUCGUAGCCACAGCAUCUUCUCAAUUCGGAUUCUGCACCUUCAGGGCGAAGGGGAUAUAGUCCCCAAGAUUAGCGAACUGUCACUCUGUGAUCUGGCUGGCUCAGAGCGCUGCAAAGAUCAAAAGAGUGGUGAACGGCUGAAGGAAGCAGGAAACAUUAACACUUCUCUGCAUACCCUGGGCCGAUGUAUUGCUGCCCUUCGCCAAAACCAGCAGAGCCGAGCAAAGCAGAACUUGGUUCCCUUCCGAGACAGCAAGUUGACUCGAGUGUUCCAAGGCUUCUUCACAGGCCGAGGCCGCUCCUGCAUGAUUGUCAAUGUGAAUCCAUGUGCCUCAACCUAUGAUGAAACUCUUCAUGUGGCCAAGUUUUCUGCUAUUGCCAGUCAGCUUGUACAUGCCCCACCUGUGCAAGUGGGAUUCUCAUCGCUGCAUUCAUUCAUCAGAGAACACAGUCUUCAGGCUUCCCCUGGUAUACAGAAAGGGAGUAAGACAGAUCCAGGCCUGGAUGACCAGACUGAAAAUGAAGUUGACAUUUCCCUUUAUACCAAGGAGGAGCUCCUACAGGUAGUGGAAGCCAUGAAAACAUUGCUUUUUAAAGAACGACAGGAAAAGGUGCAGCUGGAGAUGCAGCUCCGGGAUGAAAUUUGCAAUGAGAUGGUGGAGCAGAUGCAGCGACGAGAGCAGUGGUGCAGCGAACAUUUGGACACCCAAAAGGAACUAUUGGAGGAAAUGUAUGAAGAAAAGCUAAAGAUUCUCAAGGAGUCUCUGACAAGUUUUUACCAAGACGAGAUUCAGGAACAGGAUGAAAAGAUUGAAGAGCUAAAAGCUCUCUUGCAGGAAGCCAGACAGCAGUCUGUGCCCUAUCAACAGUCAGGGUCUGAAACGUCUCUGCGGCGGUCACAAAGGUUGGCAACUUCUGCCUCCACUCAGCAGCUCCAGGACGUUAAAGAUAAACUAGAACAAUGCAAAGCAGAGCUAUCCUCCACCACUGAAGAGCUACGGAAGUAUCAGAAAAUGUUAGAACCACCUCCUUCAGCCAAGCCAUUCACCUCUGAUGUGGACAAGAAGUUAGAAGAGGGCCAGAAGAAUGUAAGGCUGCUUCGGGCAGAACUUCAGAAACUCGGAGAGUCUCUUCAAUCAGCAGAAAGGGCCUGUUGCCACAGCACUGGGGCAGGAAAACUUCGUCAGGCUUUGACUACUUGUGAUGACAUCUUAAUCAAACAGGACCAGACCCUGGCUGAGCUGCAGAAUAACAUGAUGUUAGUGAAACUGGACCUUCGGAAGAAAGCAGCAUGCAUCGCUGAACAGUAUCAUACAGUGUUGAAGCUCCAAAGCCAGUCUUCUGCCAAAAAACGCCUGGGUACCAACCAGGAAAACCAGCAACCAAACCAGCAACCCCCAGGGAAGAAACCAUUCCUUCGAAACUUACUUCCUCGAACACCCACCUGUCAAAGUUCAACAGACUGCAGCCCUUAUACCCGAAUCUUGCGCUCACGGAGGUCUCCUUUACUCAAAUCAGGACCUUUCAGCAAAAAAUACUAAUUGUGGCCAAGGAG
Molecule: messenger RNA, 2812 nt
Organism: Octodon degus (degu)
Lineage: Eukaryota; Metazoa; Chordata; Mammalia; Rodentia; Octodontidae
Gene: Kif20a
Product: kinesin family member 20A
Exons: 19
Coding region: 126-2798 (890 amino acids)
Biological process (GO): microtubule-based movement; mitotic spindle assembly
Cellular component (GO): spindle microtubule; nucleus
Molecular function (GO): plus-end-directed microtubule motor activity; ATP binding; microtubule binding
Source: RefSeq, a predicted model, not a curated record